Molecule: messenger RNA, 658 nt
Organism: Lates calcarifer (barramundi perch)
Lineage: Eukaryota; Metazoa; Chordata; Actinopteri; Centropomidae
Product: V-set domain containing T-cell activation inhibitor 1-like
Exons: 2
Coding region: 134-550 (138 amino acids)
Biological process (GO): immune response; cellular response to lipopolysaccharide; negative regulation of T cell proliferation
Cellular component (GO): external side of plasma membrane
Source: RefSeq, a predicted model, not a curated record
AAUCAUCCAAAGGGCGGUGGAUGUGCUGGGCGGACGAUUCCUGGUGGAGGAGGACAAACUGGUCCUGUCACUCUGCUGCUGCACGUAGAGAGAAAUAAACUAUCACUGUGCUCACGCUGUUAGUUAGUUAAUUAUGGCGGCGAAUGAAGCUCUCCUCCUCUGUUCUCUCCUGUGGAUCGUCUCCUCAGCAGAAGGGAAAGAGUUCACAGUCACCUGUCUGGCUUCAGAGGACUGCACGCUCCCCUGUCAGUUCCAAUCUGACGGCAGAGGUGCGAGGAUCAUGUGGUACAAGAAGAAAGCCAUCGUGAGCUGCACGCGCUACGGCAACACCAGCUUUGUGGUCGGCCACAACUCACCGGCCGACAAGUACAAGGGAAGAACGGGCCUGUAUGCGGACCAGGUACUGGAGGGAAACGCCACACUGCUGCUGAGGAACGUCACGCCGAACGACCAGGGAAAAUACUUCUGCAUCACCAUGACUGCACCCCGCACUGACGAAUCUGGCAUCAUUUCUCUUGUUAUAAAAGGUACAGAUUAUUGUAAUUCUUGAGAUUAUAAAAAGAUGAACAAGGGUUUUUCAUUCUUGGCUGCAGAUUUUCUUUUUGCAAAACAAGUUCUGCCGAGCCUUCAGAAACUCCUGCAGGUUAAACUGGACGAA